This is a messenger RNA of Chlorella variabilis, 3995 nucleotides long. RefSeq lists its product as hypothetical. NCBI's taxonomy places the organism in Eukaryota, Viridiplantae, Chlorophyta, Trebouxiophyceae, Chlorellales, Chlorellaceae. The transcript has 17 exons. The record is from RefSeq and is a predicted model, not a curated record. The coding region runs from base 1 to 3888 and encodes 1295 amino acids. Gene Ontology annotation, cellular component: membrane.
AUGGCCAGCAGCGAUCUGGAGCAGCGAUGGCCGGUGUGGCCGCCCAACGAGGAGGGGAAGGAGCUGCUGGACGUUGUCCUGGACUGUUCCGUCGACUCUGCUUUCCUCAUGCUGUAUGGAGGCCUCACGGAGCUCAGGAAAGCUUUCAACGAGAUAGCCAGCAACAAGGAGUACAGCACCACGGCGUGGAUGGAUAGCGCAGAGGCGGUGCAGGCGGCGGCGGUGGGGCCCACCCCGCCGCCGCUGCGCGACACGGCUGGCCUGAAGGCCGGCAUGCUGCGCCGCGCCUCCUACUCAGGAACAAUGAUGGGAUCCAAGUACCGCAAUGAGGAGCUGUACCGCCUGCAGGAGAUCAGCCCCGGCACCAGUUACCGCAUCCUCACCACCGUGCUCACCACCGCCAUGCACGGCGAGAAGUUCAGGCCGGUGGUGCUGAGCAGCCUGACUGCGCUGCCCGAGGGGCGCACCCAAUACAAGAUCCGGUCUGUGGUGCGCUUCAUCACCAAGCCCAAUGGAUUCAUCAAGGCCAUGAUUGACAAGGGCGCUCGGGAUGGGCAGCGCAAGAACUUCGAGGCGCUGCGGCAGGUGCUGGAGCAGUACACCACGGUGACGGAGGCGGCAGAGGCGCUGGGCGCGGCGGUGGCGGCGGCCGCGGCGCCAGAGGCGCCCGUGGCGGCGCCCGCCGCGGGCGAGGCCCCCGCCGCGGCGGCGGCGGGGCUGCUGGAGGCGGUGGCGGGGCCGGCGGCGUGUCGGCACCUGGCGCCCUGGGCCGUCUUGCUGCACGCGCGGCUGGCGGCGGCGGCUCCUGUGCUGGGGGAUGUCGUGGAGGCGCGGGUUCUGCUGGGGAGCCUGGCCGCGCUGUGCCUGCUGACCGCGCUGCGCCUGGUGGUGGACAUGCUGCUCUUCAUCCACCACGCCUCCGCGCACCCCAAGGACACCAUCGGCCUGCUCACCCACUACCUGUUCAAGGUGGUGGAUGUGCCGGACAGCAUGCAGGAGGUGCUCCUCUCCUGCCUCAUCUUCUACACAGUGCGCCUGCUGGUCAACCGGCUGGCAGAGAUGCUGCCGGCGCCGCCCGCAGCCCGCCGCCCGCCGCCCCGCGCGCCGCGCACACUCAGCAGCGCCAACGGCGACGCGGGCUCCGGCGCGCUGGGCGGCGCCGCCGGCAGCCCCAGGUCGCUGCUGGGCGGGCUGAGGAGCGAGGAGGUGGAGGCGGAGGGGAUCAAGUAUGAGGGGUAUGCCGAGGCCAUUGCUGCGGCGCAGGCGAGGAGCCCCAGCGCGUCGGGCGCAGCCACCCCCGAGCGUGUCAGCAUGGCGGGGGCUGUGGGCAGUGCCGCGGCCGUCGGCGCGGCGGUCGGGGCGGCAGGCACAGCAGGCGGCAGGCAGCAGGGCGGUUCCUUCAUGAAGGGCUUCACAAAGUCCAUCUCGGGCGCCUUCACCCCGAGUCGCACCAAGAAGGUCAUCAUGGCGCCAGAGGAGCGGGUGUCGGCUGCCGCGGCCAUAGCGGGCGCGGCGGCAGCGGCUGGGGCCGUCGCGGCAGCGGCGUCGGGCGCUGCGAGCGGCGCCGCGUCGCCCGCAGCUGGGGCGGCGGCGCUGGCGGGAGGCAUGGCGGCACCCGGCAGCGUGGCCAGCCGCCUCAGCGCCCUGAGGGAGGUCGAGGCAGACAGCGGCCUGGCGGCGGCGCACGGCGCGGCGGGCGCAGGCGGCAGCAGCGCCCCGGGCUCGCCGCCCUCUGUGGGCGCCAUCUCGCCCUCCGCCACCUCCCCCACAGCGCAGUCGGCGCUGGCAGUGCCCCGCAGCCUGUCAGAGUCGGCCGCGGCCAUAGGCAGCGUGCUGCCCGCGGGGCUGCCAGCGGCCCUGGCAGGCUCGGCUUCAUCGCAGCGCGGCAUGCUGCCAGGCGACCUGCCGCCCGGCUCCGCCCUGUCGCCGCAGCGCAGCCUGUCGCCGGCGCGGGCUGGCGGCGGCAUGGCACACAGCAGGUCGCAGGGAGGGCUGGCGGAGCAGUCGGGCUCCUCUGUGACCGCAUUUGCCAAGAAGCUGCGGGGAGUGCUGUCCCCUACCGGCCAGCCCGGCUCGCCUGGGGAGCGCAAGAGCAUGGAUGGAGGCAGCGAGCCCGCCGCCCUGUCGCCAGACCAGAUGCUCAGCCCCACCGCGGCACAGCGCGACUUCCGCCCCUCCAUGCCCGCCCACCUUCCGCCGGAGCUGGCUGGGCAGGCGGUGAUAGAGGAGGUGUUUGAGAACCAGCGCCUGCAGCCGUUCCGCGGCUGGGGGCACACCUGGCCGGGCCACUUCCUGCCCACAGACAAGGUCAACCACUGGUCCCGCCGCGAGCACGACAACUUCCCUGUCCUGGCGGGGCCCGACUUUGGGUCCAUCGCGCCGCCGCUGCCCGAGGGCUGGCAGUGGUGCGAGGCCAAGUGGCACCUGGACCUGAGCGGCCAGAUCAUCGACGCCUGCGACCCAGACGGCUGGUCCUAUGGCCUGGACUUUGGCUACGUGCGGCACCCCUUCCAGCCCAACAGCGGCAAGAAGAAGAUCUCGGACUUUGUGCGGCGCCGCCGCUGGAUCCGCACGCGCGUCCCGCUGGAGCUGGCUGCGCAGCGCCGCACCACCACCAUCUCCGAGGACAACACCAGCUGGGCCAAGGCGGUGGGGGGUGGCGAGGAGGCAGAGGGCAUGGCGGGUGAGGGCGCCCAAGCAGCUGAGGACGGCGCCCAGGCGAUUGAGGAUGCGCGCGAGGUGCACGCAGUGGUGGAGAGCAUGUUUGCCCAGGUGGUGGCGCGGAGCGAGGUGGAGGCCAGCAUGCAGGAGGCGCUGUCGCAGCAGAUUGGCAGCCGCAGCAGCAGCGGCAGCGGCAGCAACAUCCGCAGCUUAGGGUCGCAGGGCUCGCAGGCGCAGGCGCAGCCUGCUGCCGGCCUGCAGGCGCCAGCCGCACAGCCUGCGGCGCACGAGCUGGAGCAGGAGAGGGAGAGGGAGCAGGCGGGUGAAGGAGCAGGAGCAGGGGGCGUCGAGGUGCAGUCAGCCCUGCCUGCAGCUGCCGCCGGCGCCGCUGCUGACGAGGCCGGCGAGCAGGCGGCGGCUGAUGAGACGCAGCAGCUGGCCCGCCGCGGUUUUCACGAGGCUUCUGUCUCCUUCACCCUUCCAGCCAGCAGCCCGCCGCCGCCAGUGGAGCCGCGCUCAGCGGCAGCAGCGGCGGCGGCGGCUCUGGCCGCAAGCGGGCUCACGUUUAGCAGCGGUGCUGUCGGGGACGACUUGCUUGUGUCGCCCACAGAGCAGCUGCGCGGGUUUGAGCGCAGCAGCUCGCACGGCGUCCAGCAGGGCCUGGCACAGGCUGCGUGCGAGGCGGCAGAGGCAGCCGAUGAGGUGCGGCAGCACCACAGCAGCAGCACGAUGCAGCCAGGGCCUUUGGAGCGCCAGGAGGACGUGGGCAGCUUGGCGGCAGAGCUGAACCAGGCGGGCAGCACAGAGGAGGCCUCGCUGGCCGCAUCGCCAGUAGAUCAGCCGCCCGCCCCGACAGGCGCAGGAGCAGGGCACGGCGCCAGCGGUGGCGAUCUGGUGGCACCCCUCGAUGAUGGGGAGCUGGCAGCAGGUGGCGAUGAGGGCGCUGAGGGGGCAGAGGGUGGCGCCACAGCGCGAGCUGUGGGCGAGCCUGCCGAGCUUGCUGAGGAGCACAGCGGGGUCGAGGGUGCGCCUGCAGAGGUCAGGUCACGGCAGUCGGCAGGGCAGCCAGCUGAGGGUGUGGGGGAUGCUGCAGCAAAGCCGGCACUCACACAAGUCCAGGCAGAGGCAGAGGAGCACCUGGAUGGAUCGGCGUCAGAGCUGUCAAAUGGCGAGGAGAGCGCCGCCAGGCCGGCCUCUGAUGCGCUGCAUCUGGUGGCCCACCGCUGAAUGAUGAUCGCCACUUCAAAUCUUGGCAGCAUGCCCCCGUAUGCCCUGUACAUUGCUCUCCUCUUACUGUUUUUUGAGUGCAUGCACAUGAAACGAGAUGGAAACAG